GUCAAUCCUAGGCUUGGUGGCGCAAGCUACCGCCUGCUCCCAAGGGAAAAGCGACAGGGCGACAGUAUCCAUCCAUACGAAUGGAUAAUGGGAGCGGAGCCUGGCGGAACACUUAACUAAACGCACUAAACCAACGAAACACGCCGAGAAAGUCGCGUCGUGUAAGUAGUUAUUGAAAGUAAUCGUGUGGACGUCGUUGACUGAACGAAAGAACCAUGUCUGGGUGGGGAGCUGAAGCAGAUGCUCAGGAGCAAGGACUCCAGAGCGUCACAAAUAAGAUCGACCAGGUGAACCUGCGUGGAGCAGAUGGUGCGGAGAGUGAUGAACCAGAGUUGUCUUCAGCGGAGGCGUCUCUCAUCCAGAAGUUGAUUCGUUCCAAACUGGUGAAGACUACAAAUGAUGUGGAGGUACAGCGCCGUGACCCGUCCUCUCCACUAUACUCCGUCAAAACCUUCGAAGAACUUAAGUUGCGGCCCGAGCUUCUGAAAGGAGUGUACGACGUUGGGUUCGACCUUCCCUCGAAGAUUCAGGAGACUGCUCUUCCAACACUACUUGCAGAUCCGCCACAGAACAUGAUAGCCCAGUCUCAGAGUGGAACUGGCAAGACAGCUGCAUUCAUCCUGGCCAGUUUGAGUCGUGUUGAUGAAUCUUGCAAGUACCCGCAGGUUGUCAUUCUGUCUCCAACGUACGAGUUGGCUAUACAGACUGGAGAAGUGGCUAAACAAAUGGCAAAAUUCACCCAAAUCACUUUCACCUACGCUGUUCGUGGUGCCACCUUUGAACGAGGCCACACCAUCACAGAGCACGUCAUACUAGGAACACCAGGGAAGAUAAUCGACUGGGCUCUCAAGUUUAAGUUCUUUGACCUGAAUAAAGUGAAGGUGUUUGUGCUGGAUGAAGCAGAUGUGAUGAUUGCACAACAGGGACAUCAUGACCAAUCCAUACGUAUUCACAAGAAACUUCCAGAGAGCUGCCAGAUGAUGCUGUUUUCGGCAACGUACGACAAGGAGGUGAUGGAGUUUGCGGAGCAGAUCAUCCCCAACCCGGUGAUGAUACGGCUUCGUAGAGAGGAGGAGAGUCUGGAGAACAUCAAGCAGUACUAUGUACUCUGCUCCAGUGUCCAAGACAAGUUCAACGCCCUCUCCAACAUCUAUGGGGGUCUUUCCAUCGGCCAGACCAUCAUUUUCUGCCACACACGCAAGACUGCCAUGUGGCUGUCUGAGCAGAUGACCAAGGAAGGUCACGCGGUGGCGCUUCUGUCCGGAGAAUUGGCCAUUGAGCAGCGUGUGGCCGUGUUGGAACGAUUUCGACGAGGCCGGGACCGUGUCCUCAUCACCACCAACGUUUGCGCUAGAGGUAUUGACAUUGAGCAGGUGACAGUGGUGGUCAACUUUGACCUCCCUGUGGACCAGCAAGGACGUGCUGACUGUGAGACAUACCUCCAUCGGAUUGGACGCACAGGACGUUUUGGCAAGGCCGGUCUGGCCAUUAACAUGGUAGAUGGCGCACGCACCCUGGCUCUCGUCCAGCAGAUUGAGGACCACUUCGGACGACCAAUUCGAAAGCUAGACACAGAUGACUUGGACGAGAUAGAGAAGAUCCAGAAAUGAGCAAUUUUCAUCGGACUGCUUAAAGAGGUGCUUAUUUCUUUGAGCAACCAUCAUGUGCCUUUGUACAGUCUCCAUCAGUUUCGUUAAAUAAAGGCUUCUUAGGUGACCAUUAC
Molecule: messenger RNA, 1723 nt
Organism: Ornithodoros turicata
Lineage: Eukaryota; Metazoa; Arthropoda; Arachnida; Ixodida; Argasidae
Gene: Dbp80
Product: ATP-dependent RNA helicase DDX19A-like
Exons: 11
Coding region: 216-1610 (464 amino acids)
Biological process (GO): poly(A)+ mRNA export from nucleus
Cellular component (GO): nucleus; cytoplasmic stress granule
Molecular function (GO): ATP binding; RNA binding; RNA helicase activity
Source: RefSeq, a predicted model, not a curated record